AUGAACUUCACCGAAUUAAAAAAGAAAAACAAUGAGCUGGACCAGUUCGCCUACGUGGUUUCCCAUGAUUUAAAGGCUCCUCUGAGGGGCAUCGACAACAUCAUUAGCUGGGUAGAGGAAGAUCAUGCCAGUGAGUUGACAGAGUCAGUAAAGCACAACCUCGAUCUGAUCAAAGGCCGGACCAAGCGCCUGGAGAAUAUGAUCAACGGCUUGCUGGCAUACGCCCGCAUCGGGAAAGUCAAACGAAAUACAGAGCCUGUAAACAUCCGGAACCUGCUUCUUGAGCUGAAGGAGCUCCUCGUUCCUUCUCAUUUCAAAUUCCGGAUCAUCGAUCGAGCAGGUAUUUUCGAACCUGAUUUCCAAUGCCGUCAAGUACAAUCAGAAGGCGGAAGGAACGAUUACCAUAGAAGCAAAAACACUGGCCGGCUCCUAUGA
Messenger RNA from Stylonychia lemnae, 435 nucleotides. The record is from the annotation of a GenBank genome assembly. NCBI's taxonomy places the organism in Eukaryota, Ciliophora, Spirotrichea, Sporadotrichida, Oxytrichidae.